Hypomesus transpacificus is the source of this 2470-nucleotide messenger RNA. RefSeq names its product collagen alpha-1(XXIII) chain-like. NCBI's taxonomy places the organism in Eukaryota, Metazoa, Chordata, Actinopteri, Osmeriformes, Osmeridae. The record is from RefSeq and is a predicted model, not a curated record. The transcript has 11 exons. The coding region runs from base 5 to 562 and encodes 185 amino acids.
AGAGAUGGGGCUCUCUGGACCCGCGGGGAUGGAUGGACAUAAAGGAGAGAAAGGAGACUCCAUACUGGAAGACAACCUGGUCCAGAUGAUUUCCCAACCUGGUCCCCCCGGGCCCCCAGGGCCCCCCGGCUCCCCUGGAUUCAUGGGUCACCAUGGCAUGCCUGGUUCCAAGGGGGAGCCAGGAGACAAGAUCAAGGGAGACAAGGGGGACAGUGGACCUCCUGGAUUGAGGGGAUUGGACGGUCCACACGGUCCUCCUGGAGCAACAGGAUUGGUCGGUCUGCCUGGCACUAAGGGAGAGAAGGGAAGAUCAGGGGAGCCUGGGAUGGAUGGCUUCCCGGGGCUGCUAGGAGAGAAAGGAGACAGGGGAGAUCGAGGAGACAAGGGUGACCGAGGGACAGUAGGGAAGAGAGGUCUGAAGGGUCAGAAGGGGGAACAGGGUCCCCCAGGUCUGGACCAGCCCUGUCCUGUGGGGCAGGACGGCCUGCCAAUACCUGGAUGCUGGCACAAGGAGGAGAUGGCGAGACAGAAGCUAAAACGCAAGCGCCUCUCCCAGCCCUGAGGGGGGAGGAGCCACCACCAGAGAUGGAAGGAUGGAUUGAUGGGAUGGAGGAGGCACAGUCCUCCGUGGGAGCGGACAGAGUGAUGGAACGCCAGUGUGCCAAACAGAACACUCGGACCCUUCCGUUCUGGAAUCUCACCAGCAGGUGGCGAGAGAGAAGACUGCUUUUCCACAUUCACCACACGUGGAGAAAAAAACCCUGGUUCUUGUAAAGUCAUCCAGCCACAGCACCAAGAUGAUGGUCAUCACAGUCCUUCUGCAUCUGUUGAGCUUGUGUCUUGGUCAAAGAGCACUCUGGCACAUUGCGCUGUUUCCUUGCAGGGGUGUCGUUUGUACGAUAUGGUGUAUGAUGAUUUCUUAUUUUGAUAUUUUUUAUCUUUUAUGUGUCUUCGCUCAAUAAAGUGCAUGAUGAUCACAAGUCACAGCUUAGAUUAGCAUCUCGACAGCCUUUAAACAGACAAAGGCAAUAAAUCACUGAACCAUAUAUUCACAUGAGAUCAAUAUUCACCCGUAUUUCUAUUGAGGCAAACUCUCCCACCUUACACUACUGGUGUCUAAUUAUGAGUUCUGUUUCAUUCUUGCUCAGUCAUAUUUCAUUCCUUUGCAUGAGCAUCUGUUGUUGUAACAUAAAGAUUCAUACCAGGGUCUAGCUUAAAGCUCAUUUCAAAGCCAUCACUGAUGGAGAUGUGUGCAGUGUUUGGCAAGCAGUGUUACAACUUUGACUGUUCUUGUUACCAUUCAGUAUUCAACAAUGAAGGUUAGUCAUUAACAUGAAGUGAUUGUAAUUAAUGUUUUUUAUUUGUAGUGAACACCAGUUAACUAAAUGAAGGGGUUAGAAUGAGUUUUUCCAGACAGUGUUGACAGGUCAUAAAUCAAGUGCUUGUUUAAUGGUCUAUUAUUAUCUUAAUCUUAGUGUAAGACACAUUUAUAUGGGUUACUUUUACCUGGGUUAAUGGACAAUGGUAGGAGAUUUUGCUGCUGACUUAAAGUUCCAGUAUUUGUUUUGUAUACAGAGUUUAGUCAGAUAACGUGCAACAGUUGAGGGAGGGGUUUGUGAAACACACCUGAAGCUAAGUUCUAACUAACUGUUGUUUUUGUAAGUAUUACUACACAGUGAAAAAUAUUACUAAUUCUCAGUUGGUUUAACAUUACCUGUUUGUUUUAAACAAGAUCAUAUGUCAGACAGAUUUACAUUUUAAAGUGAAUAUUAUCAUGACAUAUUCAUAUUUCUACAUACUGUGGUUUCUCAUGGUGCUUCAGUUAUCUUAAGGUUUGUGUUUCUGGAGAUUUGGUAUUUGACACUGUGUUAACCAGUUCUAUUACACAUAUCAAUGCCACACACAAACAUACAGAUUAAUGCAACCAUAGAUAUGACCAUGCCAGUUAAAGAUUUGUUCAUGCGUUGAAAUACACUAUUGUACCAUUUCCAGUAUUAUUAUUUCCAAUGUUCCAACUCAAGAUUCAAUAUUUUUUAAGCUUUAUUGUUUAUACUAUGUAAAACUCUGCACCUGUUAUUGGGCAUGAUAAAGGUUGAGACAAAAAAAAAACUUUCCUUCUGAGACAAACAAGAUGGUUCUCUGACAGUACACACAUAGGGUCUGAUGUAGUACAUGGUCUGACAAUGUACACAUUUAUUUCUUUAGCAGACUGCCAGCCUCUCUUCUCAAGGGAUGAACACUUUUGAAUGGUGACACAAUGUCUAAAUAGAGUUUGGUGUGUUUUAACAUAAGUAGGCUAUCACAGUAUUAUUAAUAUUAUUAUUAGUUUGAUUUUAUGAUUUUUGUGUAUUUGGUUGUGUGUUUGGUUGUAAAAGAAUCAAGCUUUUUUUGUAACUGCUCUGUAUCUCAUUAUGUAAAAUCUGGUCAGUUCAACAUGUAGAGUGAAAUAAAUUAUCCACAUAUAAACCCA